Suillus clintonianus is the source of this 2898-nucleotide messenger RNA. RefSeq names its product cation efflux protein. The transcript is spliced from 13 exons. Bases 72 to 2558 code for a protein of 828 amino acids. Gene Ontology annotation, biological process: intracellular zinc ion homeostasis; zinc ion transport; transmembrane transport. Gene Ontology annotation, molecular function: zinc ion transmembrane transporter activity. NCBI's taxonomy places the organism in Eukaryota, Fungi, Basidiomycota, Agaricomycetes, Boletales, Suillaceae. Gene Ontology annotation, cellular component: Golgi apparatus; membrane. The record is from RefSeq and is a predicted model, not a curated record.
GGCAAUUGCAACCUAUUUGAACGCGCGGUUUCGACAUUAGAAUAUUCACGCUCUUUUACGCAGGUCCUCGGAUGUCUCCCCCAGAUGCCCGAACGCGCCGUAAAAUCAGCUUGAAACCAGCCAAAGUGCUGACUGGAUCAAUCAGUAACAGACUCAUACCAAUCGUAUUACCCUCUAAUGUCAUAUUCGUGCUAGCGCUCUAUGCAGCAAAAGAAUUACUUCUCUCAUAUGAUGUGGGAGUGUUCUGGGUGCUUAUGAGGGUGUUGGCUUGUGGUGGUUUGGGUAUGAUGAUAUGGGAAGCUUUUACGGGGAAGCUGAUGAGGAAUGGCAAUAUAGAGUGGACAGCAAUUGGUGUGUCGUCAUUGCUGCUCUUCGUGCAGCAAGCGGCCCUAUUUACAGCAUUGUACCGUCUUCCCUCUCCAAGGGUAAUGUUAUUCAGUCAUUUCUCCGCAAUGUGGGUGGACUCCUUCAUAGCCCCCGCUUCGAUGUGGAAGCCCAUCCUGACUUUCUCGUCAUUUCUACUCUCAUUUGCCUCGGACGCGAUUUUGUCGAGACGCAGCGUCUCCAUCAUUGCCCCUGGUUAUGGAGCCUUGGUUAUGCAUGGCAUAUCUACUUAUGCUCUUGAACAUCUUCGUGGUGUCUUAGCUCCGACUGUGAACCCCACUUUGACAACGGCUGUCAGUACACUCGGUGCAGCGGUUGUUGGACUCCCGCUUUACGCCUUCAGACAAGCCCUCCUUGACCUUCCGCCAACACCUAUUGUUCCUCUAACCUCCUUGGCAGUCCUUCCAAUUCUGGCAUAUACGAUGAUAUUUUUGACUCCGGACACAAUUGGCAUGCAAUUCAACGUCAACCAGACAUCUCAAAUGUUCUUGGUCUCCUACCCGUUCGCCUUCAUUGUUGCGACUGCCAUGGGUUUCCUUGGUUUUUCUCAGCGCCCCCAUUGGAUCGAUUUACUGCUGGGGGUGAUGCUCUAUUAUUCAAUACGUCCAGACAAUGAUCCUACACUUUCGGGUCCAUCGCGUACUCCAGUACCGAAAGUUAUGAGGUUCUAUCUGAACUCGAUACUUUCGGACCCCGAGUCAAGGAAGAUAUUUUAUUUUCUUAUGUUGAAUCUAGCCUUCAUGCUAGUCCAGAUGUUAUACGGUGUCUGGACAAACAGCUUGGGUCUGAUCUCUGAUGCUAUCCAUAUGGCAUUUGAUUGCUUGGCCAUUGGCGUCGGCUUACUCGCUUCGAUCAUGGCCAAAUGGCCUCCAGAUGAACGAUUCACGUACGGAUACGGCCGAAUCGAAACUUUGUCAGGAUUUGCCAAUGGAAUAUUCCUCAUCUUAAUAUCUGUUUUCAUCGUCUUUGAAGCUAUACAACGAAUAUUGGACCCUCCGGAAAUGACGACGAACCAGCUGCUGCUAAUCAGCUCCCUCGGACUAGGUGUCAACUUGUUUGGCAUGUAUGCUAUGGGCGGCCAUCACCAUCAUGGUCAUUCACAUAAUCAUGGACAUGAUCACCAGCAUCAUUCACAUAAUGGGCAUUCUCACCACGAUCACUCGCAUGCUCAUGGUGACCAUGUCCACGAACAUGACAGUCACCCGGUCGGUGCCCAUUCGCAUGACCAUGCGCCGUCCAAGCCCAGUGAACCUCUGCAGUCCUCGCUAUCCCAUGAAGACUCGCAUGCACACAAGCACUCCUCACAUCUGCAUUCUUCAAAUCACUCAUCCUCUUGCUCGGAUCAUGACUCCCAUUCUCAUUUAGACUCGCAUUCACACUCUGAUCAUGCACAUACCCAUCCUCCCCCUUCCCCUUUGCCUGUAGAUCAAGAGGGUCCUUCAAUACGUGGCCGCAAGCCUCACUCUCGAGGUCCUUCCCUCCAUAUACCCACUGAUGGUGCUCAAGUCGCAUCUGCCAUUCCAUUUCCCCUAUCUUCCCCCAGUGGCGUAGACUCGCCGCUCUCACCCAGCUACCCUAGCACUCUGAAGCACGACCAUCAUCACCACUACCACCAUGGGAUGGAGUCUUCGGAACACAGCUCACACGACCAUGAUCAUGGCCAUGAUCACGAACACGAACACGUGCACCAUCACGAAGGACACAGUGACAAUAUGCGUGGCGUUUUCUUGCACGUUAUGGCGGACACGCUCGGUUCUGUCGGAGUCAUUAUCUCGACCCUCCUCAUCCAGUUUUAUGGAUGGACGAUAUUCGAUCCCAUAGCGUCGUUGUUCAUUGCGAUCAUGAUCGCUGCAAGUGUUAUACCGUUGGUAAUUGACACAGGUAGAGUUCUGAGCCUUGAUAUGGGGACCCGCGAGAAAGAAGUCCAACAAGCACUCUCUGAGCUUGCCUUCGUGGAUGGUGUUGCCUCUUACUCAUCCCCCCAGUUUUGGCCCAAAGACUCAGCAAACGUCAUUGGCUCGAUUCACAUCCAGCUCGCGCUUUCAUCACACAAACAUCCUAACACUGAUGGCGUGCGCAAACGCGUACAUGAACUUUUACGGAGCAGAAUCUCUGGGCUUGAAGAGCUGACCAUACAGUUGGAAGAGGAGGGAGACUCGUUGGGGAGUAGAUAACGCGGACUGAGCCCACGUCAUCGCAUAUAUUUGUAUACAAUUUAAUCGUACGCCGUGCAUCCAUUCGCAUCACUUCGUGUGCCCAGAUAUUUCUGAACAGCUUCUCCGUUUUGCAGGCCUUAGUCGGCGGAAGACUGACCGCAUGAGUUAUAGAUCUAUCGUGACGUGCGCAAAGAAGCGCACUGCCGUGUCAGAUUUAGCUUUUUUGUCUCUUUUUCCGCGCUACGGAGCAGGUGGUUGAAUCGCGGAGACGAAGCUGGUCAGCAUUUGCCUCGAGCGUUACGCGCAACUGGUUCAGAUCGAGCACGCAGACGAGUCAAAGAUGAUUCACAUGGUGAGG